Molecule: messenger RNA, 1017 nt
Organism: Drosophila eugracilis
Lineage: Eukaryota; Metazoa; Arthropoda; Insecta; Diptera; Drosophilidae
Exons: 1
Coding region: 44-916 (290 amino acids)
Biological process (GO): nucleoside triphosphate biosynthetic process
Cellular component (GO): cytoplasm
Molecular function (GO): ATP binding; nucleoside diphosphate kinase activity; AMP kinase activity
Source: RefSeq, a predicted model, not a curated record
UUCGUUAACUCUUCUGAAAACACCUUGAAAGAAAGUAAGCACCAUGUCCACGGCCACCACCUUAGACCGAUCCAUGCUGGUGGAGUACAGCGCGGGAUUCAUGUACUACCUGGAGAAGCACAAGCUGAUGGAGGUGAUGAGCCGCCUCCUGGCGGAGAUUUCCGUGGCGGACGGAGUGACAGAUGUGCGCCGCUGGAUGGGCGAGAACAUUAGGCGGAUUGGCGUGGAGAUUUAUACCAAAGUCAUGGAUGCCUUCCAUCGCGGAGUGAAGGGGGAUUUCUACCAGCUGCCUGGAAGCUUCUACCACCGAAUAGUGCUGCAUGGCAAGCCGGGAUCGGGUCGGAGGUCCCUGGCUCAUGUGCUGGCCCAACGCUGGAACCUUCUGAUACUAGAUGCCGAUGUCUUGGCCUAUCAUAGCAUCAAUAGUCUGAGGCAGAACGAACACACCCGACUGCUGCAGAAGGCUAUUGAGAAGGAUUGCGUUUACCUAAGGUCCCAGGCAGUGGGGAACCUCAUCCAGCACAGGCUCCUCAAGGAGGAUGCCCUGCACAGGGGUUGGAUACUGAUCAAUUACCCGAAUAACAAGUGCGAGGCCGAGGAGCUGUUCGAGGGCUUCACUGUACCGCCCAACCGCUUGGUCUUCCUGCAAAUCGACGAGCGUAUGGCCCGCAUGCGAAUCCUGCUCAAUAGCUACUCGCCAGGACCUCAGGCUCACAUCAGUUUCCUGGACCGGCAGAUGGCUCAGUUCCGGAAAAGUGAGCGUGCUCUCAAUGCCUACCUCAGCCAGCGGCGGGAAGUGGUCUACGUGGAUGCCACACCUUGCUUCGAGCAAGUCAAAUGCGAAAUCAUCUCGCAGCUCACCAAAACUCCCUACGUUCUGGGCAAGAAGUACGGCGAGGCCAAUGCCCUACUCUGAAUCUCUUUCCCGGCACUCCCAGCAUCCAAAUUGAGUAACAAUGUGUUCUUAAAGUCCUUUCUGUGAUUGCCCUCGUUGUUAUUAUUAUUUGCUCAAGAGUC